This is a messenger RNA of Aspergillus aculeatinus CBS 121060, 705 nucleotides long. RefSeq names its product DUF341 domain protein. Gene Ontology annotation, biological process: secondary metabolite biosynthetic process. NCBI's taxonomy places the organism in Eukaryota, Fungi, Ascomycota, Eurotiomycetes, Eurotiales, Aspergillaceae. Gene Ontology annotation, cellular component: cytoplasm; nucleus. The transcript has a single exon. The record is from RefSeq and is a predicted model, not a curated record. The coding region runs from base 1 to 705 and encodes 234 amino acids.
AUGACUAGGGCACCCUCCAAAGCCCUUCUGUGCUUCCAUGGGACAGGCUCGAAGGGAGCCAUCUUCAACGUUCAGAUGGCGAGAAUCUGUUAUCUACUGGGAGACGCGUUCGAGUUCAUCUUCCUUGACGGGCCGAUGGAAUGCGCUGCAGGACCCGGAGUCCUGCCUAUGUUUGGCGGCCAGGAGCCAUAUUACUGUUGGUUUGGCGGCGACGGCACCACUAUCGACGAGAGCUUGAAAAGGAUCAACGCCUCUGUCAAGCUGGCGGUGGAUAAAUGGCAAGCAGGUCAUCCUGAUGCCGAGAUCGUCGGGGCGAUUGGGUUCUCAGAGGGUGCACUCGCCCUUGCAAUGAUGCUCUGGCAGCAACAACAGGGUCUAGUGCCAUGGAUAGGACAGCUACGGUUUGCCGUGAUGAGCUGUUGUUUCUUUCCGAACGAAGCGUCCUUGUGGCUGAACGCAAGGGCCCAGGCUUAUGGCCUGAGCAAAGCCUACAUUGACGUUCCCACGCUUCACAUACACGGCAAUAGAGACUUCUGUCUUGGUCGCGCACGAAAGCUCGUGAGAAACCACUAUCGGCCGAACUUCGCUCAGGUCAUUCGAACGGACACCGCCCAUCAUCUGCCAACACGAAAGGACGAGGUUGGGGAGGUGGUGAAGCACAUCCUGAGACUGUCGGAAAUGUCUGCAAUUGACAUGGCAAGUUGA